Messenger RNA from Tilletiaria anomala UBC 951, 576 nucleotides. RefSeq names its product Molybdopterin biosynthesis MoaE. The record is from RefSeq and is a predicted model, not a curated record. Gene Ontology annotation, cellular component: cytosol. Lineage: Eukaryota; Fungi; Basidiomycota; Exobasidiomycetes; Georgefischeriales; Tilletiariaceae. The annotation marks the transcript as partial. The transcript is spliced from 2 exons. Gene Ontology annotation, biological process: Mo-molybdopterin cofactor biosynthetic process.
GGCAAGAUGGAAGCACACGACGAGGUACGGAGCUCAACUUCAGGCUCACUCAACAACGAGGACGGAGACGCAUUCACCCUGACUUUGGAGCCUCUCGAUGAGGCCAGAGCCAUGAAAUUUGUUCGUAGCCCGUCGGCUGGUGCGACUUGCAUGUUCGUCGGCACGACGCGGGACACAUUUCAAGAAAGGACAGUCAACAGACUAGAGUACGAGGCAUACUCCAAGCUGGCGCUCAAAACGAUGCGAUCAAUUGUGCAAAAGGCGCGCAGCGGCCAGUUGCAACCCACUGUCGAAGGCAGAGACCUCCCAUCUUCUGAUCGCCUUCUUCAUGGGCAAACGGUGACUCGAAUAUACAUGAGUCAUAGACUAGGUGUAGUGCCCGUGGGCGAGAGCAGCAUUGUCAUUGCCGUAUCAAGUCCACAUCGGCGAGAAUCGUUCGAAGUUGCUGAGUGGCUGUUGGAACAGGUCAAGCGCGAAGUCCCUAUUUGGAAACGCGAGGUGUAUGCAGAAGGGCAGCGUGAUCUAGCAAGUGGCAGCCAGUCGACAUGGAAGGCUAAUUUCCCUACAGCCGCUUAG